UGGAGAAGUGGGGUUGGGAAGCUUGGCCUCACCCUGCUGGCCGCCACCCAGUGUGCUGUAACCCAUGGGGACCCCUUGCUGCCCUGGAAGGAGACUCAGUCCUCUCCUCAGGGUCCUGCUGGCCCCAGAGCCCCUGGCGCCCAACUUCCUCUCUGCCAUGGCGGGGUGCGGUCGCCUCCAUCCCAAGCCAGGCUCUGCCACCACCCCUGGGGCCCGGCUGUGCCCAGGUGCUCCUCUGGCACCUGGACCGCUGUGUGGGUGACCUGAGCUUCGCUUCUCCUGAGGGGAAAUGGGGUGGACUGCCCGUCUUCCCAGGGCUGCCUCAGGUUGUGACACUGUUACAUAUGGGGCUGAUGGCUUUAGGGACUUUCAUGCACUAAUUCCCAAAGCUUUCUCUCCCAGUAAUGUUAAAGUAGAGACUCAGAGUGAUGAAGAGAAUGGGCGUGGCUGUGAAGUGAAUGGGGAAGAAUGUGCGGAGGAUUUACGAAUGCUUGAUGCCUCGGGAGAGAAAAUGAAUGGCUCUCACAGGGACCAAGGCAGCGCGGCUUUGUCGGGACUUGGAGGCAUUCGACUUCCUAACGGGAAACUCAAGUGUGAUAUCUGUGGGAUUAUCUGCAUCGGGCCCAAUGUGCUCAUGGUUCACAAGAGGAGCCACACUGGAGAGCGACCCUUCCAGUGUAAUCAGUGCGGGGCCUCCUUCACCCAGAAAGGGAACCUGCUCCGACACAUCAAGCUGCACUCCGGGGAGAAGCCCUUCAAGUGCCACCUCUGCAACUAUGCCUGCCGCCGGAGGGACGCCCUCACCGGCCACCUGCGGACACACUCCGUUGGUAAACCUCACAAAUGUGGAUAUUGUGGCCGAAGCUAUAAACAGCGAAGCUCUUUAGAGGAACAUAAAGAGCGCUGCCACAACUACUUGGAAAGCAUGGGCCUUCCAGGCACACUGUACCCAGUCAUUAAAGAAGAAACUAAUCACAGUGAGAUGGCAGAAGACCUGUGCAAGAUAGGAUCAGAGAGAUCCCUCGUGCUGGACAGAAUAGCAAGUAACGUCGCCAAACGUAAGAGUUCUAUGCCUCAGAAAUUUCUUGGGGACAAGUGCCUGUCCGACCUGCCCUACGACAGCAGUGGCAGCUACGAGAAGGAGAAUGACAUGAUGACUUCGCAUGUGAUGGACCAGGCCAUCAACAACGCCAUCAGCUACCUGGGCGCCGAGUCCCUGCGGCCCUUGGUGCAGACACCGCCCGGGGGCUCCGAGGUGGUGCCGGUCAUCAGCCCGCUGUACCCGCUGCACAAGCCCGGGCCCGAGGGGCCCCCGCGGCCACCACCCUCGGCGCAGGACAGCGCAGUGGAGAACUUGCUGCUGCUGUCCAAGGCCAAGUGCGCAGCAUCGGAGCGCGAGGCAUCACCAAGCAACAGCUGCCAAGACUCCACGGACACGGAGAGCAACGCCGAGGAGCAGCGAGGUGGUCUCAUCUACCUGAGCAGCCACCUGGGCCCCCAUGCGCGCAACGGGCUGGCACUCAAGGAGGAGCAGCGGGCCUUCGAGGGCGCGCAUGACGCCUUCCGCGUGCUCAGCACAAGCGGCGAGCAGGUCAAGGCCUACAGGUGUGAACACUGCCGCGUGCUCUUCCUCGACCACGUCAUGUACACCAUCCACAUGGGCUGCCACGGCUUCCGCGACCCCUUCGAGUGCAACAUGUGUGGCUACCACAGCCAGGACAGGUACGAGUUCUCCUCACACAUCACGCGUGGCGAACACCGCUUCCCCAUGAGCUAAGCACCCGCCAGCUGCCCAGCGCGCUGCCCGCCUACCUUGCCUCCUGCCCACCGGACUGCUGGGCGUGCGUUUGUACACGGCUUCCAUCUUCCUGUGAACUUGGUUGGCUGGGGUCAGUUGAUUUGCUUGGAAGCGCAAGCAUUCCCUUGUCAGUAGACGCAGAGUUGCAUUGGACGCACCCAGAACUUCCCUCUUGCUGGAAGUUUCUGUAGACCCCCAGCUGAAGCCCCCUCACCCGUGACUCCCUAGCUUCCCCUUCUCCACAAGUGAGUCCGAAUUUUCCGAGAGAAUUAAAUAAAAUACGGCAGAGCCUGGGAAGGAGCGAGGUUGUCCCCUGCUCUGGUGUCCUCCGUGGCCCCAAAGCAGUGAGCAGAGUCCCUGGGUGUGGCAUCCCCCAGCUUGGCAGAAGAGCCAAGACCACCAGGUCUGCAGCUGCCUGGGGGACAGAGCCAGCUGCUCGUGCCGCCAAGACCUCAGCCACCUGCGUCUAGGGUGGAAAGCUGCCAUGUGGAAGAGAUGAUGCGAGGCCAUCACUGCGUGGGAAAUAAACUGGGUCACAUGCUGGGUAACUUGGGCAUGGGUGGGGCAGGACUGAGAGCCUCACAGACCGUCUUCUGGUUUCCAGGCCUCCCAAGCUUCCCUGUGUGAGGUGAACGAGCCCAGUGGCCCUGAGGACAAAUACAGGGAGCCCUGUUCUUUCUCAUUUUUUAUCCCGUUAACACCCCAAACUCUAUGACUACACUUUAACCACCAGCCAUGGGAUUUGAACCUUUGUUCUCUUUGAACCUCUCCAAUAGUCAGCUUCCUCUGAAAUCAGAGCUUCCCUCCAGCCCCAUACUCCCUUUUUGGUGUCUCUGUUCCUUCCUGGCUGGUUCUACCAGAGCCCAGAGCCCAUCACCCUGCCCACGUCAUCCUUGCCCCAUGACGGGCUCUCUGAGCACUGUCCCCCACCCAGCUCUCCCCUGCACCACUGUGGUGUGAGAAUAUGGAGAGAAGACUUCGUUUGACCACUCAUUCUUAGAUCAAGGGAAGAUGGGGAGCCCAGCACUGCAGUUGCCAGCACAUACAACUGCCCUGUCUGAAGCUCAGUGCUGAAGUUCAGAAACUGUGCCAUGGAUGAGGUAGUGUAGAUGCUCACAGAAUUGGAAGCAUGGACCUUGCAGCCUUUGUUCUUGUAGGGCAGUCAUGUGACUUGCCCAGACUGUGAAGCCCACCUGGUCUCACAGGAAGGGCACUGGGGCUGGAGAGGAGGACCCAGUACAGCAAGGUGCCCCCCUCCCUCCGGGCAGCUUGGGAGAGGUGCUCGUGUCUCCUUGCUCAAGAUGAACCCUGUCGUUGAGGUCAUUACUGUCCACCACCUUUGCAGAAAAAGCGCCCGUGGUUAUGGACAUGCAUAGUAUUUGUCUUCACCCGACUGUCCAAAGUGAGCACGAGGAAGUAGAGGGGGACUGUGGGCAAGCACCUCCACAUUCAGUCUCAACCAGGGUUCUUCAUGUCAGACAUGGUAGUCUUCUGGCUCCCUCCUGAGGGGUUUCUCCUGUGCACUGGGGUACACAGGAACAGCCCAGUCAGUGCCAAGGGAACCCCCUAGUUGGCAUCUGGAAAUGUCUCCCCAGGGGGCAAACUCUUCAGUGAUCUCAGUGAAUCCUAGUCCAGUGGGGGUGUGGGAAGCUUCCCAAAGACAGAAAGUUUCCCCGUCAGCAAGCUGCAGCCAGACCCGUGCUCUUUUGUUCAGAUCAUAAAUCCAGCAAAUGAAUUAUUCACUUUCAGUGUUCACAAAUACACUUCCUCACAGCACUUGAGUUGUGUUAAAGGGGCUCCUGUUCUUGAGUCAGCUUUCUUUGCUUCCAGAAUGGUGUGUAGCUGGAAAUAAAAUUGCAAUGGUAACAAUGUAGCCUCUGCCACAAGGAUACUGGAGUGAAGGAAGAGAUAGAGGAACCAAGGCUGGGGAGAGCUUUGGUUUAACAUUCAGUUACAGGGACAGACACCUCACCUUGUCCAAAUCCAUACAUUCAAGGUGAGGCCUCCUGGGACUGACUUGUGGUGGCUGGCAGACUUCACCUUUCCUAUUCUCUGUCAUGUGUCCCAGUCACUUGGCUAAGGGAAUUCUUUUUCUAGUGAUGUUCAACAAAGCUUAAAUAGUCUGUAAAUAGUCUCAGCAGGACCUCUCUAAUUGUCUUUCUUUCUCUCUCUCUCUCUCUCUCUCUCUCUCUCUCUCUCUUUCUUUCU
Messenger RNA from Fukomys damarensis (Damara mole-rat), 4006 nucleotides. It is a transcript of the gene Ikzf1, whose product is annotated as IKAROS family zinc finger 1. Gene Ontology annotation, cellular component: nucleus. Gene Ontology annotation, biological process: regulation of transcription by RNA polymerase II. Gene Ontology annotation, molecular function: DNA-binding transcription factor activity; RNA polymerase II cis-regulatory region sequence-specific DNA binding. The transcript has 7 exons. The record is from RefSeq and is a predicted model, not a curated record. Lineage: Eukaryota; Metazoa; Chordata; Mammalia; Rodentia; Bathyergidae. Bases 290 to 1777 code for a protein of 495 amino acids.